AUGACCGAUUCACCCGCCCCUCGAAUCCCUCUCGAUCCGGCCGAACAACCCAUUCUCGACAAACUCCUCACCAUCCGCGACAACCUCUCCAUCUUGAAGUCCGAUCGGUCCACGUAUGUCAAGAGCCACGAUGUCGUCAAGUACUACGAUCAAGUUAUCGUGCAGGUGGAGGCGCUGAACAAGCUUCGCAUCAACAAACGCGACGAGCAGAACCGGGUGGACACCGUGCUCGACGAUUGCUUCCAACUCAUCAGCCUCUUCUUCCUCACCAUCGGACGCAAUCAGGAAGCACCGGCGGUGUACAGUGCGAUCAGCACCGUGAAAAGGCUGCUCGACCACCUGAAGGAGGCCGGCUUCUACUCGCUCAAAGACUUGCAGGGCAUCGACCGCAAGCUGGGCGAGUGGCAGGCGUCGGUGGACCGGGGCGAAGACUCGCAUUCCGAGCAGCUCAUCACCCUACUGCACGCACGCAUCGAUGUGUGCAGGAAGACGCUCAAGGAGUUGCAGGACAGUCUCAGCCGCGUGGGUCCGGACAUGAUGCACAAACACGAAAAGCUCGUCAGCAUUUUGAGGUCGCUCUCCGCGUGUAAUACUCGAUCAAAGUUCCCCACCAAGGAGGUCGACGAUUUGGAGCGCGAGAUGCUGAAGAUACAAGACGAGGUGCACGCUGAGAGGCUCACUCACGAAGGGCAGAACCCCGAGGAAGCAUAUGCCGCGCGCCUCUCCCUCCUCAGCUUGACCGAAGGGGAAGUGCCCGACGGUCGUACCGUGAUCCAAGCCCUCCUCGCACGCUGCACACUCUGGAUCGAAAUCAUACGGCAAAAGCAAGGCAAAAUUGACGAUCGCUUCUCCGACCUCUACGACAAACUGCUUAAGAUCCGAAACCAGCUGGAGCAAAUGCACUUGACCCAGGCGUGGUCCUUGCGAGAAACCGAUCUCUACUCCUACCAACGCCAGCUCGACAGGGUAGACGAGUCAAGGGUCGACGGCAACUUCCUCGACGGCGCAGGGCGUCCGGCGGAUCUGCACGCGCAGCGAACCCUGCUCUACCUCCUUCGCCGAAGCUAUGCGUUCAUCUUCCAAUACAUUGUCCAAUCCGAACCCGUCUCCGAAGCUCUGCUCCCAAUCUACAACCAACUGCUCACACUCAAGCGGUGUCUACUCGAGGUGCAACGGUCCGGCGGAGUCGACAGUCCGAGAGAGCUGUAUCCAUACUCGAUGAAGCUGAACAGCAUCGACAACAUGAAGAAGGACGGCAAGUUCAUGGUGGGCGGCGACAUUCCGGAAGGCCAGGCGAGCGUGAUGAAUCUGCUCAGCGAGUGCUUCGAAUUGGCGUACGAGCUGCGGACGGAGGCGGAGGAGAAGAAGGAUGCUGGCGAGGAGCCGGACGCAAGCCAGAGCAACGGUGUUGGCAACCGGACCACGCAAGCCUGA
Neohortaea acidophila is the source of this 1434-nucleotide messenger RNA. RefSeq lists its product as uncharacterized. Bases 1 to 1434 code for a protein of 477 amino acids. Gene Ontology annotation, cellular component: cytoplasm; nucleus. Lineage: Eukaryota; Fungi; Ascomycota; Dothideomycetes; Mycosphaerellales; Teratosphaeriaceae. The record is from RefSeq and is a predicted model, not a curated record. The transcript is spliced from 3 exons.